Messenger RNA from Zeugodacus cucurbitae (melon fly), 1641 nucleotides. Its product is annotated as glycoprotein-N-acetylgalactosamine 3-beta-galactosyltransferase 1. The coding region runs from base 327 to 1487 and encodes 386 amino acids. Gene Ontology annotation, cellular component: membrane. Gene Ontology annotation, molecular function: N-acetylgalactosaminide beta-1,3-galactosyltransferase activity. The transcript is spliced from 4 exons. Lineage: Eukaryota; Metazoa; Arthropoda; Insecta; Diptera; Tephritidae. The record is from RefSeq and is a predicted model, not a curated record.
UGGGACGCUCAACAUUUAGUCGGUCAUCGGCGAUACGCGUGUGUAGUAAUACUAUUGAGCGAUUAGCGCGCAGCAUGAGUAGCUCUAGCUCCGCGUGUUAUAACGGACGAUCAUUAGAGCUUGAGUAGCGGCGCGUUAUCUGUGUUCAUACGUCACUUUAGAAGGCGUAUUGGCGCAUGCGCGUUGUGUUGUAAAUAAAGGUGACAUUGCAAAAAGGUGAAAAAGUGAUUAUCACCACAAUUGUGAAUAAAAAAGUGUUUGUGCCGUGACAAUAUAAUAUAUGUGCUUAAACUUUAAACUGCCCCAAGAACAAUAAUUAUAAAAUAAUGAGCUUCACAUUGCUACCAACUAACGCCUAUCAUGUACGACCCGCCUGCUCGCUGUUUCGCGUGCAGUUGCACAUACUCUUCGGUUUUGUGUUGGGCUUUCUGAUGGCGCUAGGCACACUACUGCUAUACAAUCACUAUCAAAUGGAGACCGUACAACAGCGGCAACACACCACUGCCACCGAGUACUGGCAAACGGGUUACAUGAUGGCCUUGCAGGAGGUGGCAACCGAGGCCGAUACAGUGCAACAACAACUCAACGAGCGCGUGCGUGUGCUCUGCAUGGUGUUGACAUCGCCCAGUCAGCAUGCCAGUCAUGCGCAGCAUGUGAAAGCCACUUGGGGCAAACGUUGCACGCGCUUGUUGUUCUUGAGCAGCGAGGAGGAUGUGGAGUUGGGCGCUGUGCCGGUGGUGGAAAGUGAAGCGGACACUUAUGAUGAUUUGUGGAAUAAGACACGCGAGGGUUUCCGCCAUGUGUAUGAGCGUUAUUUCGAUGAUUAUGAUUGGUUCGUCAAGGCAGACGAUGAUACUUACAUGGUUAUGGAGAACUUACGUUACAUGCUCUACGCGUAUUCUCCGGAGCUGCCAAUAUACUUCGGCUAUCAGUUAGUGCGUUAUGGUGUGCCUUAUAUGUCCGGUGGCGCCGCCUAUGUGCUCAGCAAAGAGGCGCUACGUCGCUUUAUGACUCAAGCCUUUGAUAACGCCACACUCUGCCCGCGUCCACAUAAAUUUGGCAUUGAAGAUUUUUACAUGGGUGUUUGUUUGCAAAAUGUAGGCGUACAACUCGCCGAUGCCAGAUUCGCGGUGAGCGGUGAUAAUAAACCAAAAUUCAUGCCGCUCGAUCUGCACACCUACAUGGCCACCGACAAUACAACGGAGAUCUCCGAAUGGCUGCUUACCAUGACACCGCAUCCAGUUGAGCGUGGCUUAAAUUGUUGUUCGAACUACUCGAUUGCCUUCCACUAUACCAGUCCAUGGCGCAUGUACAUGUAUGAGUACUUCAUUUAUCAUUUUCGUGCCUUCGGUGUGCAACAUCAGGCGAACGCUUUGCCGGUACAGCUGUCGACGGAGGAGGUGACUCGCUUGUUUCCCAGCAAUUACAGCGCCGACGACGGGCCAUUAGUGGAUCUAGCUACACAAAAUCUACCGGAUAAUUUUUAGUUGUAGCCCUUAAAUUGUGAUAGUAUUGAAUGUUAUUAUGGCAUGUUAUUAAUUAUUUAUUAAGUGAAUAGAUGUAUUUAUUAUGAUUUCAAGUUGUUUUAUAUACAUGUACAAGGCGUUACGAACAUAUGUAUUUAAAUUAAUAAAUAUGAAG